Perognathus longimembris pacificus (Pacific pocket mouse) is the source of this 2619-nucleotide messenger RNA. It is a transcript of the gene Gpatch4, whose product is annotated as G-patch domain containing 4. The coding region runs from base 1008 to 2321 and encodes 437 amino acids. Gene Ontology annotation, molecular function: nucleic acid binding. Gene Ontology annotation, biological process: regulation of ribosome biogenesis. The record is from RefSeq and is a predicted model, not a curated record. Gene Ontology annotation, cellular component: nucleolus. The transcript is spliced from 7 exons. NCBI's taxonomy places the organism in Eukaryota, Metazoa, Chordata, Mammalia, Rodentia, Heteromyidae.
CGGGGCUUCAUGCAUGGUAGGUGAGCACUCUUAACGUGAAGCCACAUUCCCAGCCUGGUAAGUCUGUUUUAAAUGUCUUGUGUCAUAAGCCAUCUUAACCACUUCACAAUAUAUGUUUGUAAGUUUCACAGUGUAUAAGUCAGAUAAUGCCAUUCUUGGUCCAAAAGGAGGAAUGUGUGAAUUACUGGAAUAAAUGCUACUAGUUGGUCAUGCUAUAGGCCACUGUAAAAUCAGGCAAUUUGGGCUUAUAGUCUACAUCUACCUCUUCCUAUUUAUAAAAUACAGAUAAAACCUAUCUCACAGGACUAAAAAGGUUAGAUAAUAUAACAAGUGUCAUCUGCCUGUUACUGGUUAAAUGCUCAGUAAGAGUCUCCUUCCUAAACUGGGCAGUUUCAAAAAGAGUUGAUCCCACAAGACUGAAAUACAGCAGCAAUGGGGGGUGGGGUGGAAUAGGUAGUCAUGUAAGACCCCUACCAAGAGGAAGUUUAAAUGCUGAGGCAUAAGCACAGGGCAUGGGCUGCCCUAAAUACCAUUAUUUUACUACUCAGGUUGCCAAGCAUCUCAUAGCUUUGUUGUUAUAAGGUGAUAUAUUUUGGGAGAUGUCAUGAUCUGAUGGUAGAGUGAGUACUCUGCAGUCUGCCUAGUUUGGAUUCUGUAUACCUUAGCUGUGUGACCUUGAGCAAACCACCCAAUCUCUUAAGUUUCAUCAUUUAUAAUGUGGGCAUAAUUAUACUUUUCCAAAUAUGGUGGAAGGUUGACUGAAAUGAUUUAUGCAAAGCCCUGGCAUAGCCUAGUACAUGGUAGGCUCUCCUUUUAGAUACUAGUAGUAUUCUCUCUCACACCAAGGCAUGUUGGUAUCAGCCUCCAUAGCUAGUUAUGGAGCCCCAAAAAUAAGGCCUCCUCCUUCCUGACUCCUCUCAGGAAAGAGAUGCUUUCAUCAUUUUCUCUUCCCUUUUGAAAGGAUAAUGCUUUCCUGGUGAGCGCCUGAGGACAGAGCUUUGUCCACCAUGAAUGUCACUCCGAUGGUCAAGAGUCAUGGGAUGAAGUUUGCCGAGGAGCAGCUGCUCAAGCAUGGAUGGACUCAAGGCAAAGGCCUGGGCCGGAAGGAGAAUGGCAUUACUCAGGCCCUCAAAGUGACCCUGAAGCAAGACACUCAUGGGGUAGGGCACGACCCUGCUAAGGAGUUCACAAACCACUGGUGGAAUGAACUCUUCAACAAGACAGCAGCCAAUUUGGUAGUAGAAACUGGACAGGAUGGAGUACAGAUAAAGCGCCUUUCUGAAGAGACUGCUAAUCGAAAGUGCUCCAAACCCAAUUUACUGUACCAGAAGUUUGUGAAGACAGCCACACUGACUUCAGGUGGAGAGAAACCAGACAAAGACGUGGAGAGCAGCAGUGAUGAAGAUAACCAGGGACCCAUACCUCCAAAGAUUCUGACAGAUGAAAUGCUGCUCCAAGCCUGUGAGGGGCGAACAGCACACAAGGCUGCCCGUCUUGGGAUUACAAUGAAGGCCAAGCUUGCUCGGCUAGAAGCCCAGGAGCAGGCCUUCUUGGCUCGUCUUAAAGGCCAGGACACUGGGGGCUACUCUCAACCACAGACUGAGAGCAAACCUACCCCAAAAAAGAAAAAAAAAAAGAAGCAGAAAGGUGAAGAAACUAUAGCAACUGAAGAUUCAGGUGAAGAGUACCUUGAACAAAUCAACCAGAGCUUCAGGAAGAGCAAGAAGAAGAAGAAACAACAUCAAGAACAAUUCUUAGAGGAAGGAGAAGGAAUAACAGUAGGGUAUGAGGAGGAAGAGGCUGAAGGAACAAGUGGGCUUGAGAAACUGAAGAGCAGAGAACAAUCCAAUGGGUUCCUCAGGAAAAAGAAGAAAAAGAAGAGGCAACACCGUGUAGAGGAGGAAAUGGUAGUCUUCAAUGAUGGAGAAAGAGGUGAGGAGGCUGCAGACAGUGUCAGUACAGAAGAGGUAGAGAGCAGCACACACACUGACGUGUACAUCAAAAGCAAAAAGAAGAGCCAUGGUAAGCAAGAGGACUUGAACACAGAGGAGGAAGGAGGGCUGGAGACUGCUUUAGAUGACAGGACUAGGGAAGCAGAAAGAGCUAGAAGUGAUGGUAGAAGCAAGAAAAGCAAGAAGAAAAGAAGAAAGCAAGAGGAAGAGCAGGAGGAAGUUUUGGGCAUAAAUCAUGAAGAUGAGGAUGAUAGAACUAACAAAGUAAAGAGCAGAGGUAAAAGACAGUGGUCACUUCUAGAGGAAGAGAGAGCUAGAGUCAACAGCGACCAGAGGGUCAAAAAGAAAAAACUCAAAGAGAGAGACUGAAAGUCCAGUCAAGGUGGGGCUCAAUCAGUUACUUUCCAAUUGUACCUCCAGAGAAAGCUGGGUUGAAGAAGGACUUCUGACACCCAUCUCAUUUCCCAAAGAGUUAUCUGAAUUCUGGAACUCGCAGUCUGCUGAGAAGACCAAAGUGCUGUACCUUUGCUGAGAAGUUCUGUUCUUAGCAUAUCCCUUAACAAAGAGCCAGGAAGCUAAAAGACAAGGCGUGCUGGGGGCUGUGGGAAGAAUACAGAUAGGGGUAUAUGCAUAUGCAGGAACACCCAUGUUAAAGAAGCUGGAAAUA